AUGACACAGACGACCUACUGUACGAGGACGACAAGCGCCACAGCGACCUCAGCACGACAACGGCGACGACAUUCUUCAUACAACCCGCGAUCAUGGAGCUCGGAAAGAGAGAAUGCACAGAUCGCCAUGGAUGGUUUUCUGAGCGAUCUGGGGAGAAGGUUGGAAAUGCUGGAGACAUAUGGACAUCUCAAAUUGGACGAGGGUGUGAAGAGUGUACAUGAGACGUUACGGCAUGUCCACGACCGGUGUCUGCAUGUCUCGGACGACAUCCUUGACGCAGGACGGAGGCGGUCGAAGGUCUUGGUGGACACACUGGAAUCGCAUUAUCGGGAUGCUCUGACGAAGAAGGAUACCCUCGAGCAAAAGGUACAGGAGGGUGUCAAGAUGUUGGAGUAUUCUCUGGCCGCUCUCGAACAGCGAGCAUACCACAUGCGUAAAGCGGGCCUCACGGCGACAGCCCACGGGAUGAUCGACAGCAGUAUCGCAUACAUGGAGACUGGAGCGUUCAAAGCCAGCGAAAUCGUCUCCGAAGGUGCCGAAGCCGCUCGCCGAGCCAAAGAAGCCCUCAAAGCAAAAGUCGAUGCCGCUAUCGUCCAUGCCCGCCAGCAUGGCCUCAUAUCCUAUGAGAUGCUCCCAGAACCAUGGCGAGUGAACCCGCACAUCAAGAAUGGAUAUCGUUUCUCUGAGACCAAACUCGACUGCAUCCGGUCAUGCUUCACAAUCUCCAAUGAGACUUUCAACAUCUGGUCCCACGCCCUGGGUCUGGUCAUUGUGCUCGCUCUUGCUUUUUACGUCUACCCCAAGACGCCCGCUUUCACCUCCGCCACGCGCUUCGACAUCUUCAUCGCGGGCUGCUUCUUCUUCGCUGCGUGCAAGUGCCUUGUCUGCAGUACGAUGUGGCAUGCCAUGUCCUCCAUCUCGAACCAGACGCUGAUGGAACGCUUCGCUUGCGUCGAUUAUACCGGUAUAUCGCUCUUGGUCGCCGCUAGCAUCGCCACGACUGAGUACACUGCCUUCUACUGCGAGCCGACGUCGAGGUGGAUUUACUUGUCAACGACGCUGGUGUUGGGCAUCGCGGGUGUCAUCCUUCCUUGGAAUCCGACAUUCAACCGUGCAGACAUGUCGUGGGCGAGAGUGGGUUUUUACGUCACCCUGGCCGCAACAGGAUUCGUGCCGGUCGCUCAACUCACGUACCAACGAGGGCUGGCCGCGACGCUGUACUUUUACGCACCGAUCGUCAAGUCCAUUGCGGUGUAUCUUGGUGGUGCGAUUCUUUACGCUGCAAAGGUGCCGGAGCGUUUCCUUCCUGGAUGGUUCGACUAUGCGGGUGGCAGUCAUAAUAUCUGGCAUAUGGCUGUGCUCGGUGGCAUCAUCUUCCACUAUUACGCGAUGCAGAGUUUCUUCGGCGAGGCUUUCCGAAGGGCCGAGUAUGGGUGCUCAUUGUAUUGA
Molecule: messenger RNA, 1449 nt
Organism: Zymoseptoria tritici IPO323
Lineage: Eukaryota; Fungi; Ascomycota; Dothideomycetes; Mycosphaerellales; Mycosphaerellaceae
Exons: 2
Coding region: 1-1449 (482 amino acids)
Cellular component (GO): membrane
Molecular function (GO): signaling receptor activity
Source: RefSeq, a predicted model, not a curated record